CACCACUCAAGUCUGUGCUGUCAAAGGAUCAACGGUGCGACUUAACUGUUCAUACGGGUAUGCUUCCACAAGACAUGGCCUCUUAAAAGAAGUGAAGGACAUGUACUGGUUCACUAAAGAGCAGGAUGGGACCCCAGUAAGACUGCGGGCAGACCCACAGUACAGAGGUCGUGUGUCAGUGGAAAGUGUUCCUGGGCACCACACCUUGAAAAUCAAAUACCUGAGAGAGAGCGACUCAGCUGUGUACCAGUUCAGAGUGGAGACAGAGCAGCCAGGUGAAAUAUACACCAGUGAUCCUGGAGUCUCUUUGUCUGUCACAGAUCCAGAUCUACAGGUUCAGAUGAGAGGACCUGAUCCUCAUGGCAAGGUGUAUCUGAGGUGUCACAGCAGUUGUCUCCUACUUCCAUAUUCCUCCUACAUCUGGUACAAGACUGGAGAGGAAACUCAGGAAGAAACCUCUACUUAUUAUCUUAAGGACUUUACUCGUGCAGACAGCUAUUCCUGUGCUUUAAUCAGACGCGAGAAUUUCCCCUCUUCUUUUAUCUGUGCGUGGGGUUCAUCGUGCAACAGAGUGUCGUACACGGACAGAGAAAUCUGUGCUUUCAAAGGCUCAGCAGUGAAUAUUUCUUCCAGCUACAACAGUUAUGGGACUAUCACAUCCAGAUUCUGGUUCAGUCCUGAACUUAGUCACCGUUGGAAAAAUCCCAUACUACCUGAGGACCUAAGUGAAGACUCCCAGUUUGCAGAUCGUGUUCAGGUCUUUGAAACAGAGAGAGGACGCUCCACUUUAAGAAUCGCUGAUCUGAGAGAGAGUGACUCAGCAGAAUACGGUUUCAAAUUCAAGACGCAGAGCUUUGAAUGGACAAGCAGUCAACCUGCCACAAAGCUGACUGUCACAGCUUUAAGGGUGCGGGUGAGAAGAGCACGAGCCAACCAGUCUUCGACCUAUGCAGUCCUGUGGUGUCUCAGCAGCUGCAGGCCAGCUCUUCAUUUGUCCUUCAUCUGGUUCAGGAACGGAGAAACAAAUAGUUCCUGGCCGGAGACGUUUUCCUAUGAAGGCUGGAUUUCUUUGGAGGAAGAAAUCUCCUGUGCUUUAAGAGGACAUGAACAGUUUCCCUCUCCACCAGUCAAUGCUCCAAAGGUUCCCUCAGUGCUGUUGAAUUCCUCUGGUGAGAUACUGGAGGACAGUUCAGUGACUCUGACCUGUAGCAGUGAUGCUAACCCAGAGGCUAACUACAUCUGGUACAAGAAAGAUGGAGAUCAAGACGUCCAGCCGCUCAGUAACAAGUCCCAGCUUGUCUUCAGCUCCAUCCAGUCCUCUGACUCUGGAGAGUAUUACUGUGAAGCUGAGAACAAGCUCGGGAAGAGAACAUCCAAGCUCUUCUUCGUCGAUGUGAAGUGUCUAGAUAAAUCAGCAAUGAUAAGUGCCAACAGUUUGGGUCUCCUGGUUGUGAUCUCGAUUCCUGUACUCUUUUUAAGUCUGUGGAUGAGAAAAAAGACGACUCUGCGCUCCUUUGCUGAACCAAAUGAACCUGAAGGGACUGUAGAGAUUGAGUCCGAUCCUGAUAACAUCAGCACCACUGCCUUGAACAGCAUACCUGCAGUACAGCCACAAGACACUGAGGAGCAAGAAACUCCUGUGUGAAGAUGCAGUUGAACCGGAGUGAUGGCUAGUGGAAGAAAAACUGAAGAGCGACUUUGCAGAGGCUGUGUUAUUGAAUACAAGCUUUAAUUUCAUGUAGUUUAGGAUGUGCAGGUUUGAUAUAUAUGUAGUUUAGGAUGUGCAGCUAUGACUAAUUCAGUUUAAAAUAUUGAAUCCCUUUUAUUGGACACCCUCAAGGUUACAUCACCUAGGUCUUGAAAAUACAGCCGAUUGCUGGAAAUGUCAGGAAGAAAAAAAUAAUAUUUUUCCACUAAUAUUCCAACAUAA
This is a messenger RNA of Notolabrus celidotus (New Zealand spotty), 1930 nucleotides long. RefSeq names its product B-cell receptor CD22-like. NCBI's taxonomy places the organism in Eukaryota, Metazoa, Chordata, Actinopteri, Labriformes, Labridae. The transcript is spliced from 9 exons. The record is from RefSeq and is a predicted model, not a curated record. Bases 101 to 1645 code for a protein of 514 amino acids.